Bradysia coprophila is the source of this 1072-nucleotide messenger RNA. RefSeq names its product putative oxidoreductase TM_0325. Gene Ontology annotation, molecular function: oxidoreductase activity. The record is from RefSeq and is a predicted model, not a curated record. Lineage: Eukaryota; Metazoa; Arthropoda; Insecta; Diptera; Sciaridae.
AGACUUUACUGGGGACAAAUAUAAUUUUAGUUUGCAGCGUGCAGUUGCCGGUAAACGUUGCUCGGUGCAGUAAGAAAUUUAUCGAAACAGACACUUAGCCUAUUAGAGCCUCAGAAGGAACCAUGAUUUUCGAGGACAAAGUGAUUUUGAUCACAGGAGCUGGUUCUGGAAUCGGAGCAGAUGCCAGUCGUCAUUUGGCUAAAUUAGGUGGAAAAAUUGCUUUGGUCGACUGUCACGAGAAAAAUGUGUUGGACGUGGCCGAACAGAUAAAAAAAGCUGGAAGUCCAACCCCACUAGUGAUUGUAGCAGAUGUUGCAGUUGAUGCUAAGCGCAUCAUAAAUGAGACGAUCAAACAUUUCCAAAAAUUGAACGUUUUAAUUAACAACGCCGGGAUCGCCCAUUUUGAUGACGUGACCACUUUUGAGAUGGAUAAAUUCGAUCGUCUUUUUGCUGUUAACGUAAAGGGUGUUAUCGAGCUGACCCAAUUAGCUGUCCCAUUUUUGAAGCAAACAAAAGGAAACAUCAUUAAUACAGCCAGUGUGGCGGCACUGAUGUGUGAAUCAAACAUUUUGUCAUACUCCAUUUCAAAGGCAGCAGUCAAUCAAUUCACAAAAAACAUUGCGCUCGAUUUGGCACCAUUCGGUAUCCGGGCAAAUUCAAUAAAUCCGGGCGUAAUAAGGACUCCUUUGGUCGGCAGCUCAAUGGGAUUGUCACCUGAGAAAAUGAAAUUAUUGUUUCAAGCGUUGAAGGCAAGUCAUCCGGUUGGUCGUACUGGUGAAGUGAGCGAUACGUCGGCAGCUAUUGCUUAUUUGGCUAGUGAUGCAGCGUCCUUCUUAACUGGGGUAUUGCUGCCAGUUGAUGGUGGAUCGUUGUUAGUAAGAAGUUUUGAUUUGCAAAAGAUCCUGGCAUCUGACGAAUAAUCGUACAUGGGAAAAAGGAAUUUAGAAACGAUCAGUCGACUCGACACUCUAUACAAUAAUUUUUUCGUUGUGGUGGCAGUCCUUUUAUUUUAAAGCGGAAAUUGUAAAUUUUGUCGUUUGCAUUGCUUUGAAUAAAAAUUCCUUUCUUAAAC